This is a messenger RNA of Salvia miltiorrhiza (redroot sage), 2996 nucleotides long. RefSeq names its product oxysterol-binding protein-related protein 1C-like. Gene Ontology annotation, cellular component: intracellular membrane-bounded organelle; cytosol; membrane. The transcript has 10 exons. Bases 369 to 2750 code for a protein of 793 amino acids. The record is from RefSeq and is a predicted model, not a curated record. NCBI's taxonomy places the organism in Eukaryota, Viridiplantae, Streptophyta, Magnoliopsida, Lamiales, Lamiaceae. Gene Ontology annotation, molecular function: sterol binding.
GCCACGUUGCCACGUUGCUCCAAUUACUUCUCCCACCCGUCACUCUCUCCACCCGCACCCACCCACCACCCACCCCCCAAAACCGCCGGCCGUGACCUAAAUUUAAACGCCACCGCCACAAGUGCCAAGUCAUCAAUGCCACCGGAAAAUUCUCUCUUGGCCCAAUCCAAUUCAUCAAAUUCUCUACGUACAAACACCAUAUAUCCAAAUCUAGUUAAAUUUUUCUCCAAAUUCCACCACCUAAUUUCCUGCAGCUGAAUUCGCUUCUCUGCCACCAUCCAUUGCCGCUCGCCGCCAAUUUCGGGAAAUGAUCGGUGCAAUUGCUCGGAUGCAUCAAUCAAAAUUAUGCUAAAGUCAAUCCGCGUGCUAUGCAUCCUUUCUGCUGCGUCACAUCGAUGAGCAUCCACACCAACUCCGACUUGCCGCCGCCGCCGCCUCCUCUGCCGUCGGCGGCCGAUCCGGUCAUCGGCAGGAGCCUGAGUGCCGGGAGGGCUCUUUCGUCGCGUGAUUCGCUGCUGGAUCAUGGCUAUUCGUUCAAUAGUAAUAUCUUCAGCCGUAGCCAAAGCCAGAAUUACAACCACCACAGCCGUGACCUGAAGAUCAAUGACAUAGUGGGGAAUGGAAUUUCGGGGAUUUUGCAUAAGUGGGUGAAUUACGGGAAGGGAUGGAGGCCGAGGUGGUUCGUUUUGCAGGAUGGUGUGUUGAGUUAUUAUAAGAUCAGCGGACCGGAUAGGAUUAAUCCUCAGACUGAGAAAGGAUCGAGAGUGAUUGGGGAGGAUUCGAUGAAGCGGUUGUCGCGUAAGUUUAGCGGUCUUCAUCGCAGGACUGGGAGCUGGGGGUCCGUGAAAGGCAGGAAGCCUGUUGGAGAAGUUCAUUUGAAGGUAUCAACAAUCAGAGAAAGCCGAUCAGAUGAUCGGAGAUUCUCAAUUUUUACUGGUACAAAGAGGCUCCAUCUGAGGGCUGAUAGUGCAGAAGACCGUGCGGCAUGGCUUGAAGCUUUGGAAGCUGUGAAGGACAUGUUCCCAAGGAUGUCAAAUAGUGAGUUAAUGGCUCCUAUUGACAAUUUAACUGUCUCAACAGAAAGGUUGAGGCAGAAAUUGUUGGAAGAAGGUUUGAGUGAGUCUGCGAUUGAGGAGAGUGAGCAGAUAAUGAAGAGCGAAUUUGCAUCACUGCAAAAUCAGUUCAGACUCUUAAGCCAGAAAUAUUGGCUCCUUACAGAUACACUCCGACAGCUAGAGACAGAAAAGGUAGAUCUGGAGAAUACGGUUGUAGACGAAAGCCAGAGACAGUUUAAGGAUGUGGGAGCAUCUUCAAGAUCAAAAGAUAAGUAUAGUGGAAGUGCUACUGAAUCAGAAGAUGAAAAUGAAAGAGCAGACGUGGUCGAGGAGGACUCUGAUGAAGAAGAGAAUACUUUCUUUGACACCAGGGAUUUUCUAUCUUCUAGCUCUUUUAAAAGCAAUGGGUCGGACUUUAGGACAUCAUCUUUUUCUUCUGAUGAUGACGACGAACUCAAUGAUUUUGAAGCCGAGGAUAGUAUUGAACCUGCCAUUAAAUCUGCUGGAACAAACUUUGCUCAUGUUAAACGUCGGAAGAAAUUGCCAGAUCCUGUUGAGAAAGAGAAAGGAGUGAGCUUGUGGUCAAUGAUCAAAGAUAACAUUGGGAAGGAUCUUACAAAAGUAUGUCUUCCAGUCUACUUCAAUGAGCCUCUCUCGUCUCUGCAGAAAUGUUUUGAAGACCUGGAAUAUUCAUAUCUACUAGAUCGGGCCAAUGAAUGGGGGAAAAAGGGCAACAGCCUUAUGAGGAUUCUAAAUGUAGCUGCAUUUGCUGUAUCUGGAUAUGCCUCCACUGAAGGACGAAUCUGCAAACCAUUUAAUCCAUUGUUGGGGGAGACUUACGAAGCAGAUUAUCCAGAUAAAGGCCUCCGGUUUUUCUCAGAGAAGGUUAGUCACCACCCAAUGGUUGUUGCUUGCCACUGCGAGGGUACUGGGUGGAGAUUCUAUGGCGACAGCAAUCUGAGAAGCAAAUUUUGGGGUCGCUCCAUUCAGCUUGAUCCAGAGGGUAUCUUAACUCUUGAAUUUGAUGAUGGUGAAGUUUUCCAGUGGAGCAAGGUAACAACAUCUAUAUACAACCUUAUUCUGGGAAAACUAUAUUGCGAUCACUACGGUACUAUGCGGAUACAAGGAAACCGUGGUUACUCAUGCAAACUGAAAUUUAAGGAGCAGUCUCUAAUAGAUAGAAACCCCCACCAGGUGCAGGGGGUAGUCAUAGACAAGAGUGGAAAGACUGUGGCAACUUUGAUUGGAAAGUGGGAUGCGAGCAUGCAUUAUGUAAAUGGUGAAUUCAAAGGAAAAGGCCAUCAUGCGUCAGAAGCUCACUUGCUCUGGAGACGUAGCAAGCCUCCACAGUUCCCUACACGUUACAAUUUGACACGUUUUGCCAUUACACUCAAUGAACUAAUUCCAGGACUGAAGGAAAAUCUCCCUCCAACAGAUUCAAGACUGAGACCUGAUCAAAGGUGCUUGGAAAAUGGGGAGUACGAGAAGGCAAAUGCCGAAAAACUAAGGCUGGAGCAGAGGCAACGGCAGGCGAGGAAGAUGCAAGAACAAGGGUGGAAACCUCGCUGGUUCGCCAAAGACUCCAACACUUAUCGCUACGUUGGUGGGUACUGGGAAGCUAGGGAACAAGGCAACUGGGAAGGUUGCCCAGAUAUUUUCGGUCAAGUGCCUCCAGAUCAGACAGUGGACGAGUAAGACACCGCUGCCUCGCCUUUUUUUGUCUUUUUUUUUAAAAAAAAAAUUGGUGAUAGUCCCUAGGAAAACAUCAUCUAAUGAUUCAUGAUAGGUGUGUAUAGUUCUUUCGAAAUUUGAAGCUUGCAAUUUAGCAUUUUCUCCUCAGCUAGCCAAAGCAACCUUUGAAUAGAAACUCUGAGAUUUGAUUUGCUUUGGUAUGUAGACAGAAGCUAUUCGUUUCAAAUAUAUGGUACAGAAUUUGUUUCA